This is a messenger RNA of Microthlaspi erraticum, 1746 nucleotides long. The record is from the annotation of a GenBank genome assembly. NCBI's taxonomy places the organism in Eukaryota, Viridiplantae, Streptophyta, Magnoliopsida, Brassicales, Brassicaceae.
AUGGCGAAGGAGGGACCGGAGGUGAUGAUCGGAGAUGGACCAGAAGGAGAUCGGAGUAAUCGGAUGGCAAAACAAGCAAGACGGAACAGAGCCUUGAGCAAAAGGACAGAGUGCUUGAGGAAGUGUAUGCACACCAGAUCCAAAGGACGAGACAACCUCCUAAGUACAAGCGAUCUUGACAAAGCAGAGCAAAACAAACGGUCACGCAGAGUUACUUCGCGAACCAGAAGACAAGAGGUUCCGGACAUGGCAGCCCAACCCCAACAGGAAGGAUUCCCACCCGGACCGGAACAACAAGGUGGUCAGCGAAACAACCCACCUCUGCGACCUCACCGUCAAAUAGGUGCCGGCGAUGCACCUAACACUCACGAAAACCGUCAAGGCAUAGCCCCGCCGAAUGUGCACAACAACUUCGAAAUCAAACCGCACAUUCUGCAUCAAGUCCAACAAAAGAUCUAUCACGGUCUACCUGAGGAAGACCCGUUGGACCAUCUUGACGAGUUUGACAGAGCAUGUGAUUUGAUCACACAGAAUGGGGUAAGCGAAGACGCAACCAAACUUCGUUUAUUCCCAUUCUCACUUGAUGGCAAAGCUCGCCAAUGGGAAAAGACGAUACCUCGAGGGUCCAUCACAAGCUGGGAUCAGUGCAAGAAAGCCUUCUUGGCUAAGUUCUUCUCCUCAGUCAGAACUGCAAGCUUCAGAACCAACAUCUCAAGCUUCGCACAAAAGCACGGCGAGAGUUUCACAGACGCCUGGGAACGCUUCAAAGGAUAUCAGUCGAAGCAGAUGCUUGACACAGCAAGCCAAGGCAACUUCUUGGCCAGAGACGUCGACGACGGUCUGUUUUUGGUGGAAAACAUGGCAAUGAGCAAUGGUACAUACGGCGAAGAUCAUGACCGCACAAACAGAGGAUCCGUCGAAGCAGAGGAAAAGCACAAGAAGGAACUGAAGGUGCUGAACGACAAGCUUGACAAACUGCUUAUAGUCCAGCAAAAACAGUCGGUACACAUGCUGGAGGAACGUGAUGACGAUCAAGAGGAGGAGUUUUACACUGAGGACGUCAACUACAUUCAUAGCCAGGGUUACUACAAGAACAACCCCAAUAUGUCCUAUCGAAGCACGAAUGUAGAGAACCCCCAGGACCAAGUCUAUCCUCCUCAAGCCAACACGUCUGGUCAAGGAAAGAUGUACCCAACUAAACCACGUGAUGGGUCCCAAGAACCUGGAGUCAAGCAGAUGCUUCAGCAACUACUUCAGGGACAGUCUACCGGAAACGUGGAUCUCAACAAGCGACUAUCUGAGAUCAAUGGGAGAAUCGACUUCUCGCACCACGACCUUCAGACUAAGAUUGAAGCUCUCACAAGUAGAAUCCAUCAGCUUGAACACAAAGGCGGAACAGCUUCCUCAUCCAGAACGCAAGGUCAACUUCCGGGUAAAGCAGAGCAGAAUCCCAAGGAAUACGUACAAGCAAUUACAUUGAGAAGUGGACGCGCUUUACCUCCAAGAACAGGACCCGCACCAGUCAAUGAGGACAUUGAGGAACAAGAGGAGGAGAUUUCAGUUGAAACUGAAGCCACGGCACCUGUGACUGAAGAGGAACCACCAGUUCAAGAGAAAGAGAAAGCACCAGAGGAAGUGCAAAAGAAGAAGAAAGCCCCAGCUUUCGUUCCUCCUCCUUACAAACCGCAACUUCCCUUUCCUGUUCGAUUCAAGAAACAACAGCUUGAGAAAGCAGAGCCUGUUUGA